UUUUCACAUCUGUUCACAGUUGUUUAUUUUUGAAAAUUUUGAAUUGGAAGUUGAGUCUGCUGUUUUUGUACUUGGUUGGUUUUACUUGUAACUGAGUCACUUUUUUUGUUAUUUGGUGUUAAUUUUCAAAUUACUAAUUGUUAUAUUUUCUAAAUUCUUAAAAAUGCCUUCUAAAAACAUUUACUACUCGGAUAAAUAUUAUGAUGAUAAAUACGAAUACAGACAUGUAACCUUACCGAAUGAGAUUGCCAAAAUGGUCCCAAAGACACAUUUAAUGUCUGAAGACGAGUGGAGAAGUCUAGGAAUCCAGCAAAGUCAGGGUUGGAUACACUACAUGAUUCAUGAACCCGAGCCUCAUAUUUUGCUAUUCCGAAGGCCGCUUAAAGGUCAACCACCUACUCAAGUUGAACAAUUAAAGGCAGAAAUGACUGCCGAGCAAUGAUGCUAUUGCAAGAUUAGCUGUCUAUCUAUACCAAAUUUCUUGUCAUUUCAUCCUGUCUUCAUAUUGGAUAUUUAAAUUCAGAAAUGCAGCGCAAUGUACAAAAUAACAGUUUUAAAAUAAGGCAAAUUUUUCUAUACCUAUUUCCUUAACAUGAUUAAAACAUUCCCGCCUUAAAA
This is a messenger RNA of Tetranychus urticae (two-spotted spider mite), 618 nucleotides long. RefSeq names its product Cyclin-dependent kinase subunit 30A (gene Cks30A). NCBI's taxonomy places the organism in Eukaryota, Metazoa, Arthropoda, Arachnida, Trombidiformes, Tetranychidae. The record is from RefSeq and is a predicted model, not a curated record. Gene Ontology annotation, molecular function: cyclin-dependent protein serine/threonine kinase regulator activity.